This is a messenger RNA of Daphnia carinata, 2414 nucleotides long. RefSeq names its product dolichyl-diphosphooligosaccharide--protein glycosyltransferase subunit STT3A-like (gene Stt3A). The record is from RefSeq and is a predicted model, not a curated record. Gene Ontology annotation, molecular function: dolichyl-diphosphooligosaccharide-protein glycotransferase activity. NCBI's taxonomy places the organism in Eukaryota, Metazoa, Arthropoda, Branchiopoda, Diplostraca, Daphniidae. Gene Ontology annotation, cellular component: membrane. The coding region runs from base 167 to 2299 and encodes 710 amino acids. The transcript has 13 exons. Gene Ontology annotation, biological process: post-translational protein modification.
CGCCGAUGCACAUCGACGUGUAUUUUAGCGAGUGGGUAAAGUGGUUGCUGUCAAAAGACACCGGCUUAAGAAAAGUUCCAUGCCGAAUGUUCUAAACAUUUUUCCGUACUAAGUGAUUACAAUAUUUGCUGUUUCUCUUAAAAGAGAGAGAGAGAGCCAAUACAAGAUGACAGUUGCACUGUUGAAAUCACAAAUUCUUCACAUGAGCAUUGAGAAGCAGGAAACUCUUCUCAAAUUGGCUAUCCUCACAGUUGCCGCAGUUCUUUCAUUUUCAACAAGAUUGUUUUCAGUCCUUCGAUUUGAAAGUGUGAUCCAUGAAUUUGAUCCCUAUUUCAAUUACCGGACCACCAGAUAUCUUGCUGAAGAAGGUUUCUACAAGUUUCACAAUUGGUUUGAUGAGAGGGCAUGGUAUCCUCUCGGUCGAAUCAUUGGAGGUACCAUAUAUCCUGGUCUGAUGAUAACAUCAGCAGCUUUGUAUCAUGCUAUGAACUUUUUGCACAUCUCUAUUGAUGUGAGGAAUGUCUGUGUCUUUUUGGCACCUCUAUUUUCAAGCUUGACAACAAUUGUCACAUUCCUUCUAACCAAAGAAUUAAAGGAUACUGGUGCUGGAUUAGUUGCUGCAUCUAUGAUCGCCAUUGUACCUGGUUACAUUUCACGUUCGGUAGCCGGCUCCUACGAUAAUGAGGGGAUUGCAAUUUUUUGCAUGCUUCUUACAUAUUUUUUUUGGAUCAAAUCAGUCAAGACAGGGUCUCUGUUAUGGAGCGCAUUAUGUGCACUAGCCUAUUUCUACAUGGUUUCGUCGUGGGGUGGUUAUGUCUUCUUGAUAAAUUUAAUCCCUCUCCAUGUCCUCACAUUGGUGCUUACAGGCCGGUUUUCACACCGCGUCUAUGUGGCCUAUAGCACUGUCUACACACUUGGCACAUUACUUUCCAUGCAAAUCGCCUUUGUCGGUUUCCAGCCUGUUCAGAGCUCCGAGCAUAUGCUGGCGUUUGGCGUUUUUGGUUUAUGUCAGUUGCAUGCAUUCACUGACUAUGUACGCAGUCGUCUGACUACGGAGCAGUUCAAUGUUCUUUUUCGAUCUGUUCUGAUGGCUGCUGGAAGUGUAGCGCUUGCUGCAAUGGGAAUCCUUACUAUCACAGGAAAAAUUGCGCCUUGGACCGGUCGCUUCUAUUCCUUACUUGAUCCAUCGUAUGCCAAGAAUCACAUUCCUAUUAUUGCGUCAGUAUCAGAACAUCAACCUACAUCAUGGAGUUCUUUCUAUUUUGAUCUUCAACUCCUCGUUUUCCUGUUCCCCGCUGGAUUGUACUACUGUUUCGCAAAACUUACAGAUGCCAACAUCUUCAUCAUCCUUUAUGGCGUGACUUCAAUUUACUUCGCUGGAGUGAUGGUUCGGCUCAUGUUAGUUCUAGCACCGGUUAUGUGUAUACUAUCUGGCAUUGCCGUUUCAACAGCAUUGGCCAGCCAAAUCAAGUAUUUAGAUGCUCCGCGUCAGGGCAGCCAAUCUUCUGAAAAAAAGCCAAAGAAAGGCGAAGCAGCCGUUCCCUUUCGUUCUGAAGUAGCCUGGACUUUCACUGUCCUGAUUUCACUUUUUCUCGUAAGCUAUACUUUCCACUGUACUUGGGUAACUUCCGAGGCCUACAGUUCGCCGAGUAUCGUUUUGUCUGCCCGUGGACAUGAUGGUUCUCGUAUUAUUUUUGACGAUUUCCGCGAGGCUUAUUACUGGUUGAGAAUGAAUACUCCUGAGGACUCACGUGUAAUGUCAUGGUGGGAUUAUGGAUAUCAAAUAUCAGCGAUGGCAAACCGGACCAUUAUCGUGGACAAUAACACGUGGAAUAACACUCACAUAUCCCGUGUCGGCCAGGCUAUGGCUUCUACAGAGGAUAAGGCUUAUGAGAUCAUGCGAGAGCUGGAUGUUGAUUACGUACUCGUCAUUUUUGGUGGAUUGACUGGAUACUCGUCGGAUGAUAUCAACAAAUUUCUUUGGAUGGUUCGUAUCGGGGGUAGCACUGAUCGGGGCAAGCACAUUAAGGAAAAUGAUUAUUACACACCUUCUGGGGAGUUCCGAGUUGACCAAGAAGGAUCUUCUACUCUUUUGAACUGUCUGAUGUACAAGAUGAGCUACUACAAAUUCGGAUCCGUCUAUACCGAAGGAGGUAAACCACCUGGUUAUGAUCGAGUACGUAACGCUGAAAUCGGUAAUAAGGAUUUUGAGUUGGAUGUUCUUGAAGAGGCUUACACAACUGAGCACUGGCUUGUGCGAAUUUAUAAAGUAAAGAAGCUCCCCAAUCGAGGCGUAUAAAUAAAUUAUACCUUAUUGGAUCAACGACUUUUUGUUUUCGUAUUUGCUUGUCAUAAACGUUGGUGCACAAUGGUCAGGCAAAUAAACAAAUGUUUUUUUUUCUUUCGAACUGAAA